CACAUGACGUCAUCACAUCAGCAGCUCAGACUUUCAACCUGCAGAGAAACUUCACUUGUUCACAGAAGAAGGAGAAGAGGAAAAUGGCCGACUCCACCAGCAGCUGCUCUGACUCUUCAUCCUCCUCCUCCUCUUCCUCACUCAGAUGUCUCUCACACUCAGUCGUUCAACUCGUUCAAUGGAAGCAGCCGAGGAUGUCGGCAGUAGCGUUCGGUCUUUCCUUCCUGGUCCUCGUCUCCGUGGCGACACUGUCCAUCAUCAGCGUGGUGUCCUACUUGCUGCUCGCCUGCCUGUGUGUCACCAUCACCUUCCGGGUUUAUAAAGCAGUGAUUCAGGCCGUCCAGAAAUCAGAUGAUGGUCAUCCAUUCAGGUCUCUGUUGGAGAGGGACAUCUCCGUGUCCUCGGAGUCCGUCCGGCUCCUGACUGACCAGAGUCUGAUCCACCUGAACUGGUUCAUCAGUCAGAGCAGGAGGCUGCUGCUGGUCCAAGACCUGGUCGACUCCCUGAAGUUGGCUGCUGUCAUGUGGCUGAUGACAUAUAUCGGUUCUGUGUUUAAUGGAGUCACCAUCAUGAUCCUCGACAUCAUGUUUUUCACCACUCCGCUGAUCUACCAGAAGAAAAAGGCGCAGAUUGAUCAGAACGUCGCCCUGCUUCGCUGCCGGUUGGAGGAGACGCUGCAGAAGUUACAGAACAAGUUACCAGGAGCUGUGAAAAGAACCAAAGCUGAGUGAUCAGCUGACACCUGGUGGCUCCGCCCAUUCCUCUCAUUGGUCCGUUUGUCAGGACUCACUGAAUUCACCUGCUGAGUCUUCGAAUAAACUACAGACGGGAAAAAAAGUUUGUUUUUCUGCGCAUUAAAUUUAAUCUGACUGAAAAUAUGAAUCUAAUUAAGAAGAAAAUAAGGAACUGAGAGUAUUUCUGUCAAAAUGUUGUUUCCAUCGUCAAUAAUGAAGUUUUCAAACAAUAUCUGAUCUGAUUAUUGAACAGCUCCACCUAAUGGACAGUUUAUAUAAUGACAUUUACUCAGAGAAGAGAAAGAGGUAGAGAGGAAGAGAAGGAGAUGAGGAUGUAGAGGACAAGAGGAAGAGAAGGAGA
Messenger RNA from Scophthalmus maximus (turbot), 1095 nucleotides. Its product is annotated as reticulon-3-B. Gene Ontology annotation, biological process: brain development; neuron differentiation; endoplasmic reticulum tubular network formation. Bases 84 to 731 code for a protein of 215 amino acids. Gene Ontology annotation, cellular component: neuron projection; postsynaptic density. The record is from RefSeq and is a predicted model, not a curated record. Lineage: Eukaryota; Metazoa; Chordata; Actinopteri; Pleuronectiformes; Scophthalmidae. The transcript has 8 exons.